Botrytis deweyae is the source of this 882-nucleotide messenger RNA. RefSeq lists its product as uncharacterized. The transcript has a single exon. The record is from RefSeq and is a predicted model, not a curated record. Gene Ontology annotation, molecular function: manganese ion binding; arginase activity. NCBI's taxonomy places the organism in Eukaryota, Fungi, Ascomycota, Leotiomycetes, Helotiales, Sclerotiniaceae. The coding region runs from base 1 to 882 and encodes 293 amino acids. Gene Ontology annotation, cellular component: cytoplasm; cytosol; nucleus.
AUGUCGACAACAAUCACAAUCAUAUUGUCGCCUUACCAUGUUGGCAUCAAGAACCACAGAGUCGGCGAUGGUCCAAAUCGAAUCCUAGAGCAGGGCCUUGUUCGAGAGUUGGAAAGUCUUAAUGUCAAAGUACAAAUAAAGGAGAUUGAAUCAGUUGAAAGUUUUGAGGGGGAGAUAGGGCGCAGUUUCGAAAUCCUGCGGAGAAUAUCGACAGCGGUCACGACUGCACGCAACUCAAAUUCGUUUCCUCUUAUUUUGUCGGGGAAUUGUAUGGCUACCGCCGGUGUGGCAGCUGGUAUUGGACUUCGGGAUCCUGGAUUUAUCUACUUUGAUGCACAUGAUGAUCUCGAAACACCCUCGACAAAUACCAAUGGAUAUUUGGAUGCAAUGGGCAUGUCUAUGGCGUCUGGACUGUCCUGGCAUGCUUUGGCAAAGACGAUUCCCGGUCAUGUACCAAUUAGUUGGGUUAAGUAUCUCUAUAUUGGACUUCGAGACGUGGCAGAUGGGCAGCGAAAGUUUGUGCAAGAGUCGGAAAUUGAUGUUGUAUGGGGUGACAGUGACCAGAAAGUUGACUAUCUCAAGGAAUUGAAGAUGAAGCUUGCAAAGAAAGUGUAUAGUCCGGCUAUUGUACACCUCGACCUCGAUGUGCUUGACGAAUCGCUUGGAAAGGUCAACGGCUACGAAUCACCAGGUGGACUUCUCGAGCAUGAGCUUGUAGAUUGUCUUGGCCUGGUACCAAUGGAAGCGGCUCCUGUAUCUCUCACAGUAUGCUCCUUUGAUCCAAAUCUCGGUGAUGGGGACAAAAUUGCCAAAAUUGGAAUACGUGCGAUUGUGGCCUUUGUUACGUCUUUGAUUAAAAGUGGUACUUUGCGAGCUUCCUGA